CAUUCAGACGAGUCGGGGGCGGAGCUUGUCCCCGGCCGCUGAAUUCUAACCGGACGUUAAUUGAGCGGGAAUUUCAAAAGCGAUGGUACUAGUUACAUAGCCCCGCCCCCCGUAGCUGCUCAGCAUUAACCCGUCAGUGGCCGCCUGCUCCCGCUCCACACCGGAGAAGGGGAGAACAGUCCCGUAUUCACUGUGCGGAGAAGAGCGGCUCCAUCGCUGCGCUGGUGUCCAGGGAUAGAGCGCACGAUCCCCCUGCACGCACAGUACACUCAGCGGCGGCAUCACUACCAGCAGAGGGCGGCGCGCAGCGAGGCCCUGAUAGACUGAAUAGAGAUGUUAGCCCCGCCUCUCCGCCCCCCCGGCUCAGCUGAAUGGACGGAUGUGAGCCCUGCCCCUCCUGCUGCUCCGCCCCCCGGCUCAUCUAAAUGGAUGGCUGUGAGCCCUACCCCUCCUGCUGCUCCGCCCUCCAGCUCAGAUGAAUGAAUGGAUGUGAGCCCCUCCCUUAUUUCUGCUUCGCCCCUCCGGCUCUGCUGAAUGGAUGGAUGUGAACCACGCCUCUUCUGUUGCUCCGCCCCCGGCUCAGCUGGAUGGAUGUGAGGCUGCCAAUUGGGAGAAGUGGAGACACCACGUGACCCUCUCCUCCAGUAGAUCGGCGCGCAGUCAGCAGCAGCUCAUUUGCAUGGCCCGUGUAUAAAUACCGCUGCGGAGGGAGGAGGAGAACAGACGAGAUUGUGUCUUCAGUCAGAAUGCCCGAGCCCGCCAAGUCCGCCCCAGCGCCCAAGAAGGGCUCCAAGAAAGCCGUCACCAAGGUCCAGAAGAAGGACGGCAAGAAGCGGAGGAAGAGCAGGAAGGAGAGCUAUGCCAUCUACGUCUACAAGGUGCUGAAGCAGGUGCACCCCGACACCGGCAUCUCCUCCAAGGCCAUGGGCAUCAUGAACUCCUUCGUCAACGACAUCUUCGAGCGCAUCGCAGGGGAAGCCUCCCGCCUGGCUCACUACAACAAGCGCUCCACCAUCACCUCCCGGGAGAUCCAGACCGCCGUGCGCCUGCUGCUGCCCGGAGAGCUGGCCAAGCACGCCGUCUCCGAGGGCACCAAGGCCGUCACCAAGUACACCAGCGCCAAGUGAGCGCCCCCCGCUCUCCGGACCCAAAGGCUCUUCUCAGA
Messenger RNA from Bufo gargarizans (Asiatic toad), 1165 nucleotides. Its product is annotated as histone H2B 1.1. NCBI's taxonomy places the organism in Eukaryota, Metazoa, Chordata, Amphibia, Anura, Bufonidae. The transcript has a single exon. Gene Ontology annotation, molecular function: protein heterodimerization activity; structural constituent of chromatin; DNA binding. The record is from RefSeq and is a predicted model, not a curated record. Bases 747 to 1127 code for a protein of 126 amino acids. Gene Ontology annotation, cellular component: nucleosome.